Messenger RNA from Peronospora farinosa, 7155 nucleotides. The record is from the annotation of a GenBank genome assembly. Lineage: Eukaryota; Oomycota; Peronosporomycetes; Peronosporales; Peronosporaceae.
AUGGAGGAAUCUGACUUCGUGGCCGACUCGGAUGAAGACGAGCAGGAGAUGCUGGAGACGCAGGAUCUCACAGAAGAUCGACAGACUUGUCAAGGAAUUGAAAUCGAUGCAGCUGUAGAAUCAACUCACGCACAAGAGCAAACGAUGACUCGUCAGAAGUCACUUACAUUUAAAGAGCAAAAGAACGCGGAGGACGAAACAGUUGGAGAGCAGCUUGAAGUUGAAGUUACAGACGAAGAGCACGAAUCCGAGACUGAUGAAAAAGAGCGUGUAUUAGACGUGGGGACACUGGUGGAUGUGGACUCUCGUACGUGGCCCGGUAUUAAUAAACUAGGAGGUGCUGGUCGGAUUGUACGAGUUGAUGAAAAAGAGCUACAAGAUGGUGACCGACAUGAGGUUUUUUACGAUGUUCGCUAUGUACUUGGAGGCUUUGAACGGCACAUUGAAAGCAAAUGGGUUCACUCGUCCGAGCUUUUAAGCAAACAAUCAAACCGUGAAAUUGUAGGACGAGAUUAUUAUCAUGAUGAUUUUAUUAACAAACCACAUCGGGAAGCAGAAAAACGACGUGAGCGUCGGAUGACUCGUGUUCAACAGACUGAUAGAGGAAUGCUGGGUCAAAGAAAACGAAAACGUGUGGAACGAAUGGUGGACAAGUCAAAACAAGACCAGAAUGAAGUGGAAAAGAAUCGACAACAAGUAUCUGAGAGUGACGAGGACAUGUUUGUGCUGUUAGAGGAGAAAAACGGCUUGCUUGAAAGAUCAAGUCGACCAUUGACUGACAAAUUGAAAUUGGUGGGAAGAGUUGAUGGGCCUCAGAGCCCCUUAUUGAAGCAAUUUAUACGACGGCGGAACCGCAUAUUGGAAAGCAGUGAUGAAGAGAGUAGUGAUAGUAGUGCCAACCAUAAUGCAAGUUCUGAUCGACCUGAGCUUGUGCAGCGUGCAGGCACAGGAUCUCACGAAUUACUUGUUAAAGGAAAAAGUGCACAAGGCAGAUUUAAUGGGAAACCACAAAGGAAAAAACAAAAAGCAAAGGGUCGGCGAUACGUCGGGGGAUAUGAGAAAAGUGGAGAAGAUGCUGAUGCCAUGUUUAUUCAGCCGGAAGGGGACCCAGCUGAGCUUCCACAAGAUGUCAUACGAGAAACAGGGUUGAAGUUGGCGAGUACGAAGAAAGAGUUAAUGGGUCAACUUGAAGAAAUAUUUGCUCAGCAGCAGAAAAACAUGGCCAGCUUUCACGACGAGCAGAAUAUGGUGAACCAGCAACUCAAGAACCUGGUGGAGAUGUCCUUAGCUGAUCUUCGUGAUCUAUAUACGAAGAUAUGCGAAUUGCGAACAUUUGUGACGAAAACAUUGGUUAACGCAGGUGAAGACGCGAUGAACAAGAUCAUCGAUAGUCUCCACGUGAAGCAUGGCAAGCCGCCUGGUGCACUUGAGCAUCUAGAGUGCAAUAUCGAUGUCUGGCAGAUUAAAUUAAAUGAAUGCUCUUCAUGGAUAAAGAAUGCUGAGAGCGCCGUGGAAAGUGCGUUUGCAAGGCGGGGAGAAGAAAUUCCGCAAGAAGAUGAAGCCCACGCUGCGUGCUUAUCAGAAAGCGGUGAAUCCAGCUUCCCCAUGGACGAAUAUGACGCAACGACUUUCUCGUCUGAGACAACAAAUGUGGGUGAUUUGCACUCUGGCUAUCAUGAGCUCGAUUUGUCGUACAAUUACGAACAUCUACGAGAGAAUAACGGCACUUCGAAACAGCUGAGCGGUCGAUCUGAACGCACAUCGAAAGCAAAACUACGUGCAUUAAAACCUCCUCGCACAGCAUCAGCUUAUUAUCGGAAGCAUGUGGCACGAAAUACGACUCUUGACGACUACUUUCCGCGGCAAGGAUGUAGUAAUGGCCUCACAUCAAAUGUCCGACUCGCUGGAAGACAAGAAAAAAUUCUUCCAUCUGAUCCUCGCUGGAAUUGGCUUAAGAUGGCUCGUAAGAACCUGCAACGUAUUGGAAAAACAGCUUUGCCGUCACCAAUUAGUUUCUCUGAUGGCAUUGAAAGUGCUCGCUUGAUCAAACGCUUCACAAAUAUGUCGAGUCGUAAUGACAGUACAUCUGUUCAAAUGCAACUGAUGCGCCUUCGUGAUAAGAGAUUUCGUGCGCAACCAUCACAGCAUCGAUCACGUGAAUCUUUUCUAGCUUUACGAAACUCGGGUAGCGCUAGCAAAUACGUGUACCCAGCUGGUAUAUCAUUUGACAACGUUGACCCAGCAAAGUCAUUGCGGGCAGCUGAAUCAAUCAGUCCUACAAUCCAUCCGGACUGUUCGAAGCAGCUACCGAUAGACUGGGAGACUGUUUUUGAGGUCGUAUCCGAUAGUACUAUCGCGUCCAUCUAUAAGCAAGAUCUUGCGCCUAUAUCACGUCAAGUACAAGUGACGCUAUCAGCGUUUGGCCAUGAAAUUUGCGGUCCACUAACUCCGCAUCACUUGCUUUUCGACGAUGAAUACACGUUUGAAGACUGCGACAGCAUUGAUGACGUUGUCAAAAGACGAGUAGCCCGCCUUCGCCAACUGGCUAAUGAUUUCCGGUUGCAAGAAAGCAGUUACAUGGAUUCCCUAUCGAGAGGGGAGAUGGAGGGUGAACAAGAAGAGGGGUGUGCCGCUGCACUGGAAUGGGCUUUGUUGGUCUCGCUCGAGGAAGCAUACCACACAGCAAUUGCAAGUUUUGCUGCUCAGUUGUUGGAAGUUCUGGACGCAGCUUCUCCAAUAGUCGUGGCAAACCACCUCCAAGUAAUCUUGUAUGAGAUUGCAGCGCUUAUCCGACAGCUGCCCGAUUGCGAUUCAUUAUUCACCGGAUGCAAAGCAUAUUUCUUUUUCUUUGAGGUGGCAUCCACCGAUGCAGCGACGACACCAUUUUUGACAGCGGUCUCACGCACAUAUUGGUAUUGUCUAAAACUUCUCGUGGCUAUUCAAUCUAGAUGUAGCCGCUUGAUUGGGUCACAUGCGAUGAUCAAGAAAGAGAUUGAACAUAUCUUUCUGACAACAUUGCCGGUCAACAGAGUUACGUUGGCUGUAGUGCUCUUCUUGUUUGACCUGUAUAUCUAUCUUCCGUCAUCCCAUUGCUUGAAGGACAGAGAUGAAUCGUUGAGUGGUCACCUCCCAGCACUUUCUCUGUGGAUGCUGGUUCGUAGUUGCUGUACGAGUUCGAUUGGUCUGGAUCAACCCCAGCAAGAAUCACUUGCGACGAAAGAGAAACACGUCUGGGCUUUACUGCAAGCGGGAUACCGACAACACUAUUUCGAUAAAUUAGCUUGGCGAUUUGUGCGAGGUGAAUCUUGUGGAGGAUAUUUACAAGACUAUGAGCCAAAAACUACCGAUCGCAGCACCAUUGAAAACUGUAACGAGGUCUUGAAGAGCCAGUUGCUGGCGUUAGAGGUAACCUGGAACUUACUGGCUGUGCUAACACGUAUUUAUGCAGAUAAUCAUGACAAUGAACACGAAGAAGCAGUAUUGUCAUCGGACGGAUGUGAUGCAAAGUGGGCUGUCGUUAAAGACCUUCUUCACCCGGGCAAACAGGAUUUUCUUCCAUUUGAAGUGUCUGAUAGGGAAUGGACUAGUUUGCAGUUACGUUAUCGCCAGUUUGCUGAUGUAUACAAGCAGCACGUAUUACAGCGCAUUGCUCUAUUUUCAGACAUGUGGCUUCCUUGCAAAGAGGUCAUCGAGAUUAUUCUGCGCCAGUUAUCGGAUAACGAUGUAGUGCAUCACCCAGAUAACAUUGUUGAACUGCCUCAGUUUCUGAAGCAGUUUAUCACUCGAUGCAAAGAGCUUGGAAACUCAAGGCCAAGCUUGGCUACUUUUGCUACCGAGACCAGCUUUGAUAACCCAGACUCAACAACAAUGCUGUGCAAGAUCAUUUGGAUUCAACUCUUGAAGCUUGAAAAGCGCGUUCAUCGCAGCCGGUUCCGGCGCUCGGUUCUCAGCGCGAUCCCAGAUGUCCCGGACAACGACGACAAUUCUACAUCUAGUAUAGAUGCACGGUCUGUAUCAGCUCAACAAAUCUUGCUCAAAAGAAAAUCAGGAAUGGAUUGGAGCUGGGGCUCGCAACAGCAAACAUCGGCUAACAUCCAGCCUGCUGAUCAACCUAUGGCAGUGUCGCAACGAGCUCCCACGAGUUCUGAAGUAGAAAAGAAGCGAAUGAGUACAGCAGUGUUGCUUACAUUCGCAAUUGUUGGAGUCUGUUUGGAGUGUGGAGACGAACAGCAGUUUCCGAUUCAGCGAUCCGAUAAGGAUAUCAGAUACAUGGAACGAGAGGUAGACUUUUAUUGCAAGGAAAUUCUCCGUCGGAUAUCGAGGAAGCCUCAGUGUGAAGUGCUUGCGAGCCAAGCGCUCUAUACACUAGGUGUCCUGCUGUUGGAAAAGAACUCUUCCGAAUUCCCUGCAGUAUUUUGGGGCCUCAAUGACAGGCUCGAGUCUUCCAUGAAAAAUUUACACGCUAGUUCCUGUGUCUUUCCAAAACAGUCCGCAGAGAACAAAGUGAACGCUAUCAAAGCACGUGAUAUGGAUAGACGUCGUCGACGAUUUCAGAGUGCUACCAUGUCCUCACUCUACCAAUUGCGUGAUCUGAUCAAAAAAACACUGGAGAUACCUUUAUCCGGUGUGAAGAUUGGACCUGCGUACGGAUGUGCUGUUGAAAAGUGUCUGGAGUAUGUUUUUAGCUCUGGCAUGGAGGCAUGCCUGAAUGGUGCUGUUGAAAAGUUUGUUGCAGUUAAUGAUUUGAAGAUUGCGAUGGAGAUAUUUCACCUUGUCCUCCCGCGUUCGCCGGAUAAGCCAAAGCAAUGCGUUUCAAGUGAGUUUGAUGACUUCACUGACGAGGCAUUGGCGACCUUUGACCUCGAAGGUGCGAUUGCUGGACACAAUUCUCCACCUAUUCCAGCAUGGGCAGUGCAUGAGUGCCAACACAAGGCGAUUCAGCUAAUCACACGCAAUUUGCGAGUAGUAUUGCAGCAGCUUGUACUCAACUACCCUCCAAGUGACGUUCCAGCGUUCGACGAACUCUAUGCGAUUGAUUUGCUGGGUAUGAUUAUUUCCACGAGUGGGGCACAAUUUUUCUGGAGCAAUGUGACAUCUACGUCAGUGAAACACAGAAAUCUUGCAUCACGUGUGUUGAGUGCUGCUUUAAAGUACAAUGCCGAUAAGGAAUGGCUUGGUAGUGUGUUUUUAAGAGAAAGUGGAGCCGAUCGAGAACUCGUCACUGCGUGGCUACUGGGAACAUUGGAUGUUUCAUCACUAAAUCCUGCACCGAUCAUUUUCGAGGUGGGUGAUGUACCUUUUUCGGUUCGACAUGCAACGCCGUCUCAUGCAACAGGAGCAAAUACAGCAGUGAUUCCCAGCGCCAGACUUUCCGACUCUUGGGUCAUGCUUACGGAUGGAAUUAUCUAUCAAAUGCUUCGCAAAGAGCCAAGGGAGUUUCGUAAUAUGGAUCCACAUAUAUGGCAGAUUUUGCGUGGUGUAGCAUCUACGUGCAAGUUUCCGACAGAAGUCUCUACUAAUGAAGACGGAAUCCACGAUGUUUCGAAAUUGUACGAUUUACAUCUGGACGUAUUUCAGGCAUUUUGUAGAAGUGCUGGUAGUAUAUGGCGCUUGUACAGUGCUUCAUCUGCAAUAAACAGGGACGAGAAGAACCAGUUUCGUACAAAGAUGGUGAACCAACAGUUAGGAAUCUUCGUAUCGUUUAUCGAGGCGUUCAAAAUAAAUUUUAGGCGCGCCUGUGGCGAGAUCGACCAGAUAAAUCACAACUGGCAUUCUUUUUCCGAGUUGUUUCUUCGCCAGGCUGGAGUGGACAUCACUAAUGGACGUUCAUACCAUGAAAUAGAUGAUACGAUAAAGUCUUUCGACGAAAGGCUUACGGGGUUGACGACAAUGUUUCGGUUCAUGUAUCAAUGCAUGGAUGCAUUUCUCUUCUAUUGUGGCGAUAUGGCGAUCGGAGAGACUAAUCUCUUUCUCGACGCAAUGGAGAUACUAUUCCGUCAAGUCAGCAGCGCUGAGUAUCCACAGGCACUAAAGCGUUUGGAGGAUCAGCGACUAUUGGGCCACAGAAAAAGGAUGCGCAACGUGAACGAUGAUCUACGUCAAGAGUUCUGCCCUGCUGCUGUAAGGUUUGUCGACAGCGUUCAACUGUUUUUCGCGCGACAGAAGUAUCCGAGCUUGCUGCAUUGGUUUGCACAGACGUCAGAGAUUUACCAGACUUAUAAGAAUGGAUGGCAUCGUUCUCCUCUAAGGACGCUAUUGAUGAACAUCUUGGAUCCGGAUGGGCCUCUCGGAAUUCAUAGUUACUAUGGAAUUUCUAGUGACUCCCUAGAUAUGAGAAUAGUUCGCCGUGAAGCAUUUUACCUGUCGUGUGGUCUUUUCAAUUGUAGAUGCACAAGAUCAUUCGAACAUUCUCGAGCAAAACUCUCUUCCUCCUCGUGCGCCCGCCUCCAGCAUCUUCGACAUUUUGUACUGAACGAUUUCAUGAGGGAGACAUUCGUCUUUGCGCGACAACAAGACGUGACAUCUUUGUUGGAAACGAUGGUACCUGUGUGCCAGUUCGUACGGGGUGUACUUAGCCACGCCAAUUUAAACGUUCAUGCCCAACACGCAAACCAAGGUGUUGAAUGUACCGGAGAUAGCCCAUCACGCCUAGAUUUUCAGCUGCGUGAGCUCCAGCCAUGCUUAGAAUGGAUGGUUGCAUGCUUAAUCAAGCUUGUACCUGGUGAAGAAGCAGUAAACGACGCUAUCAGUUGCGUGUUAGUGAUCGAAUUAUGUGGAAUCGUGUGCGAAGCAGUUGCAUUUAAUGAGCACGAACCGAUGCUGGAGCUGAUUAAUUUGGUGGAGCUCGUGGUCUCUUAUCUGCAGACAAUUUACGUGGCACUCUCAAAGAAGACAACAGCCAGCAUUGGCGCUUUGUUUACCACCAGUGUUUGGUUACCACCGUCUGAGAAGCUUCAAUCUUAUAGUUUCUUUUCUUCGGCCUUCCGUGAUAUUGUAGUGGAAGAACAAAUGGGUCGAGUGCCAAGUCGUCAAAUGGACUCGUACGGGAUUAGCAUGGCUCGGGCAGUUACGGAUCUCCUCGCUGCUAUCAGGCGCGUGGCUCAACAGUGUCAGGUUUCAUCAGACGAGCGACUUCAAAGCUUUACAAUGUUGUAG